Messenger RNA from Anoplophora glabripennis (Asian longhorned beetle), 3104 nucleotides. RefSeq names its product hydrocephalus-inducing protein homolog. The transcript has 13 exons. Gene Ontology annotation, biological process: axonemal central apparatus assembly; cilium movement. The record is from RefSeq and is a predicted model, not a curated record. Gene Ontology annotation, cellular component: axoneme. NCBI's taxonomy places the organism in Eukaryota, Metazoa, Arthropoda, Insecta, Coleoptera, Cerambycidae. The coding region runs from base 769 to 3021 and encodes 750 amino acids.
AAAAUUUUACCAAAGAAAUCACAGACAUUUACCGUUACAUUCGCUCCAAAUAAGAAUAAACGGUAUGAAAGUUGGGCAUAUUUAGAUGUUACAGGAAACACCAGUAGAUUACCUUUAUACUUGAAUGGCACAGGAAGAGGGCCAUAUGUCAGUCUUAAUGUAAAAGUACUAAAUAUUGGGGAUGUUUUUUUGUGUGCGACACAUAAUUAUGAAAUUGCUGUAAAAAAUGAGGGAAAUAUACCGGCUACGAUAGUUUUUAAAGACAUGGUUAGUGACUUUGAUGCAGUCAUCAAAUGUGUACCGAAAAAAUUGCAUUUACCGUAUCAGGAUAGUUGCGAUGCAUUUAUAUUGAGCUUUUACUCUGAGCUUAAAGGAACAUUCAUUGAAACAGUUCAAUUUGUUGUGAAGGAAUCGGAAGAGAUUAUUCAAUUUGUAUUGACGUACUUAUAGAUAAUGUAAAAUUUAUACUUACAUCAAAUUUAUGUCGUAUUUUUUAGAGGUAAUGUAGUUUGUCCAUUACUUAAAACAGAUAUUCGAGGAUUAGAUUUUGGCUUAUUUCCGUUUGGUGUAAACCAAACAAAAGAAUUUUUCCUUAAGAAUGAUUGUCAAGUUCCUAUAGAAUUUAAAAUAGUUCUAGAAGAAAAUAUAGAUAAUGAGGUAAAGUUUGACCCUGACAGAGGUGUUGUUGAUGCUUACACGAAGCAACUUGUUCGCGUUGAUUUAAAUAUUUGCCGAAGUAAAGCAGUGGACACAAAUUUUAAAGUCGUUAUGUGGGGGUCAGAACAGUAUUCUUUUAGUAAAUUCAUAAAAUACACGUGCAUAUGCCCUAAGAUAAAAUGUGACCCAACUGAUAUUAUAAUGAAAUUUAGUUUUAUUAACUUUGAUUAUAAGAGAACUAUUAUAUUGACAAAUGAGGACAGUGUGUCUGGUUUCAUAACUUACACUCCGGAGGUUUCCGAGAAUAAUAACAUAGUAUGCACUUUAAAUAAAAAUAAUUUUGAAAUAUGUCCUAAUCAAUGCGAAGAAGUUGAACUCUCUAUAAUGACAAAUACUUUAGGAAUGAGUUGCCUACCUUUAGUAUUUACCGUAGCUGGAGGUGAACCCCAAGAGCUAUGCAAAAUUACGCUAGACGGACAGGGCCCCGUAAUAUCGUACAGGCCUGAAGAAAUCGAUUUCAAUGAAAUAACUCUUCUGCAAACUGCAGUGAAGGAACUAACUUUAAUAAAUGAUUCACCUAUUCCAGCUACUGUACAAAUUUCAAAGCCGCCCGAGAGUCUCUUCAAAGUCAAUGUAAAUGAAAUGGAUAUAAUGCCAGAUGAAGAAAAAAAUAUUCGUGUGAGUGUGUAUCUGAUGGACGUAGGGAAAUAUGUUAGCAAAAUUAAUAUCACGGUUCAAAAUGGAGAAUCAAUAGACGUAAAAGUUUUUGGGGAAGGUGUGGGACAUUCACUUUUAUGCGAACCAAUUCUGAAUUCUGAGUAUAAUGCUGAGGAAUUACUGACACACCAACAAUUUGUGUUACCUAUAAAAAUGACGAACGUGGGAAAGCGAUAUUAUAAAGUACGAUGGACAUCCUAUUCUUCUAUUAGGAAUUUAAGGGAUAAAUUAGACCAACCGCAUGCUGGGUACUGUUUUCGCAUAAAACCUGAGUAUUUUGAAUUAGCCUACCUUGAAUCGCAAGUAUUCGAAAUUCAGGGUCAUUCAAAUUUCCAAAGACAUGUUGAGGAAGAAUUUUUCUGUUAUGCAUUAUUUGAUAAAACUAAUAAAAUCCAACUCGUAAUGUCGUUUAUUAUGAAAGCAAGUUUUGUGGAACCUUGUCUCAGCAUUAGAAAACCAAUACUUAAUGUUUUGGUAGCGAAAAAUGAUUGCUUAGAGCUAGAAGAUCGCAUGUCUUUAGUAAAUAACUUAGCUAUACCUUUGAAUAUUAAUCUAUCUACAACAACUGAUUAUUUUAUUGGGCAUGAGGAAGGCUAUCAGUCAAGUUUAAGUCACAAACUAGAAGGGAAUGAAGCAUUAAUAGUGAAAAUAAAAUUUGCUCCAAAUUUGACUGAAAAGAGAUACAAAAAAAAAACUGGAGCAGUUUUUAUUAACUAUAUGAAUCAUCCAAACAAGGUUAAACUUGAUCUAACAACCGAAGUAUGUUUCCCUACGAUAAGUCUGAAUGAAUCAGAACUGGAGUUUAGUUGUAUUCCACUAAAUUCAUACUCAUUUAAAAAUGUUAUCAUAAAAAAUAUUACAUUUUUACCAGCAACUUACUCGUGGGAAAUUUUAGAAGAAUUUUUUGAAAUAGAACCCUUACCACCAGUCAAGGACGAAAGUGAAAGUGAUGAAUGCUUAGGAGAUUUUGUGUCAAACGUCAUUGAAAAACAUAACGAUACAUUAGAAGAACUUUUUACUGGUGUGGAUGAAGCAAAGUCUAAUUCUGCCUGGGUUAAUAUUGAUUAUGUAACAGAAAUGAAGAAAGUUCUGCUUCCUGCAGUGCAGCGAUUUAUGCAUGACUGUAAUGAACAGGAUUUGUUUGGGGAUAUCAACAAUGCUGCAGAAUAUGAUGAGUAUAAUAUUAAUAACAUUUUAAGCAUUGAACCGUUUCGAGGUCAAUUAGAUCCUUAUGAAUAUGGAGUUGUCACUGUAGGAUUCUUCCCCCCGCCAAACACAAAAAUUCGAGCUAAGGCAGUUUGUAAAGUGAACGAAGGAGAGAAUGAAAUCCUCUCCAUAGUUGGAACUUCUUGUAAAAUUUCCUACAAGUUCAACAAAAAAUAUGUCGAGUUUGGAUGUCAGCUGUUUUGUGAGAUAUGUGAAAACACGAUAAUUUUAACGAACAAUGGCUAUUGUGUCUUUAACUAUUCAAUUACCUGCGAUAAUAUUCAGGAAAGUAACACUGAUUUGGAACCUGGCUGGCUACAUGUCAGCCCAAUGUCUAAGAAGAUAUUCCCUAAUACUAGUGUCACUCUGACAAUAAAGUAUUUCCCUGGAAUGGUUGGAGAAUUUAGGAGAACAUUCAGAGUUGUGAUCCCUUUGAAAUAAAAAUACAUGGCUUUGCGGUGUUUUCUCAAGUUUUUGCAUAUAUUCCAAGACCUCUGAUAGGUGUUCAACCUGUUGAUCUCACA